AUGCCAGCAUAUCCCCGAGCAUCUCCAUUUUCGCAACCUCACCAACUUUGUCCCGACCUUGACGGAUCCGGCUCCCCAGCGGCGACCCAGCAUCUUCCUGGUCAUCCAACUAUAUCCCUAUCUGAUUCUGACGCGCUUUCCAGAUUUCUCCGCCAGGAACUCUGGGCCGCGGAUCUCGAGGCCGUCGCAUCGAGGUUAUGGAUCUUAACCACGCCCUCCAGCGCCAGUAUCCAUGCUCUCCAUCAACAAAAGGUCCUCGGACGGGAGAUCAUUGUGACCGAAGAUCCGCGCCUGCACUUGGUGUGGAUUAACAAUCGUAUUUUCAUUAAGCCGCUACCCCCUUAUCUUUUGUCGUACUCGUUUUGGAUGAGUACGUUUCCACAGUCGCCAUUACUUACACAGCAAUGGCACGUUCGGCGUGCAGCGAUUGGUUUCCUGCGGACGUAUCGCUAUCUCAUCCAGCACGAGUCUGAUCUAUUGAUUGCGCAGCAAGAGCAUCUACGACUAGUCCCCGUUAAGCUCAACUGGACCGAUAUGUCUACUUUCUUAGCCGACCUUGAAACUGUUGAAGAUGGCGAUGCUUCUGCUCGGUAUCGAUAUGGAGAACUUCGUCUUUCUCGACUUAACCUCUACGCCCCCUUUUUGUUCGGUCGACUCGCCUACGAACAUAUUCCCAUGCAAUAUGGAGAGUACUUUGCACGCCUUUACGGGCCGAUCUUGUUUAUCUUUGCCAUGGUGACGACGAUUCUGAAUGGAAUGCAGGUGGCUCUCGCUGCCGAUCCUGGGCGGCAAUUCUCCAACUACUUUCUAUGGAAGAUAUUCUACUGGUUUGGUAUCAGUACAUUACUCAUCACAGUUACUGUCGGAUCUUCUUUGAUGGCGCUUUGGUUCGGAAUGAUUGCGAAUGAGUGGAAGUUCACGCUGAGAAACCGACAUAGGGCUAAGGGAUAA
Fonsecaea erecta is the source of this 951-nucleotide messenger RNA. RefSeq lists its product as hypothetical. Bases 1 to 951 code for a protein of 316 amino acids. The record is from RefSeq and is a predicted model, not a curated record. Lineage: Eukaryota; Fungi; Ascomycota; Eurotiomycetes; Chaetothyriales; Herpotrichiellaceae. The transcript has a single exon.